UCAAUCAAUUCGUCUGAGUAGCCCACAUGGUACUCGUAGGCUUUUCCUCUCUUUCUAAGGUGGACGGUCUUUUCCUCCCUUCACCCCAAAGAGAAUAAAGAGGAGAGAAGAGGAAGUGGGGAGAGGGAGAGAGAGAGACUUCAAAAAGCUGUAGUCUUUGCAUAGAAAAAUCCAAAUUUCUCUCUCUUCCUCCUUUUGUUCCAACGGAGCUUCUUUCUUCUGGAAUUCUCUCUGUCCUAGUUGCAGAAGAAAUUCCAAACCCUACUGCUAAAUUCGAGCAGUACUUUGCCACAAUUUCGCUGUUUCGCUCUAUUCCUGUGGUUCUUUUCCGCCAAAAAGUUUAGAUUUCUGUGGACAAUUCGAGAUGGGUAGCGGGGGAAGGAGGGGUUCUUGGGCUGUCGCUGUGUUAGGAUAAAGAGGUGAGGAGAAGAAGAGAGCAGUGAUGAGUUUCAAGAGCAGAGGAGGAGGGAUGGGGGGAGGGGGAGAGGUUUGUUCGAGGGGGAUGGUAUCGAAAAGGUGGACCUUUUUGCUUUGCCUUGGGAGCUUCUGCGUUGGUCUGCUCUUCACCAACAGAAUGUGGACGAUGCCUGAAGCGAAGGACAUUAUCAGGACAACUGGAACUGAAGAUAGCAAGAUGAACCUAGUCACCGGCGAUUGUAAUCUAAAAACUAUCAAUGAAAGGAGACAGGCCAAAGACAUCGUAGGGCAAGUUUCAAAGACCCAGCAUGCUAUACAGACAAUUGAUAAAACUAUAUCGAACUUAGAAAUGGAAUUAGCAGUGGCAAGGGCUGCACAAGAGUCUAUACUCAAUGGUUCUCCAUUAUCAGAAAAUGUAGUGGCAGCUGAAUCAACUGAGAGGCGGAAAUAUUUUAUGGUUGUAGGAAUUAAUACCGCAUUUAGCAGUCGUAAGCGAAGAGAUUCUGUUCGUGCAACUUGGAUGCCUCAAGGUGAAAAAAGAAAGAAGCUGGAGGAAGAGAAGGGUAUCAUCAUUCGCUUUGUAAUUGGUCACAGUGCAACAUCAGGUGGUAUAUUGGACAAGGCAAUUGAAGCUGAAGAUAGAAAACAUGGGGACUUCAUGAGGCUGGACCAUGUUGAAGGAUAUCUAGAACUAUCAGCCAAGACCAAAACAUAUUUUGCCACUGCUGUUGCUAUGUGGGAUGCAGAUUUCUACAUCAAAGUUGAUGAUGAUGUGCAUGUAAAUAUAGCAACUCUUGGAACUACAUUGGCUAGGCACCGUUCAAAUCCUCGAGUAUAUAUUGGAUGCAUGAAAUCUGGUCCUGUCCUGGCUCGAAAGGGGGUGAGAUAUCAUGAACCUGAAUACUGGAAAUUUGGAGAGGAAGGAAACAAGUAUUUCCGACAUGCUACUGGUCAGAUAUAUGCCAUUUCAAAAGAUUUGGCUACGUACAUAUCCAUUAACCAGCACGUGCUUCACAGGUAUGCAAAUGAGGAUGUUUCAUUGGGAGCUUGGUUUAUUGGGUUAGAUGUGGAACAUAUUGAUGACCGAAGGCUAUGUUGUGGUACCCCGCCUGAUUGUGAAUGGAAAGCACAAGCAGGCAAUAUCUGCGUUGCCUCCUUCGAUUGGAGUUGCAGUGGCAUCUGCAGGUCUGCCGAAAGGAUCCGAGAGGUUCAUCGCCGUUGUGGGGAAGGUGAAAAUGCUCUAUGGAGUGCAAUUUUCUAACUUGAGUGGUCUUAACAUGGCAUUCAGAGGAAGCUCAAAAGACUUCUGUUGUAUGAAUAUGCAUGUGUAUAUGGUACAUGGAAUGUAUGUGGCUUGAAAGAGGAUCAGAAUAGAUCUCUCUGGGGAGGGGAUCUUUUCCAUUUUCUAGUAGAAAAGAUCCUAGAUGGAUAAAGAAAGCAGGAAAGAUUAUAUAUAUGGGAGAGAGAGAGAGAGAGAGAGAGAGAGAGAGAGAGAGA
Elaeis guineensis (African oil palm) is the source of this 1914-nucleotide messenger RNA. Its product is annotated as probable beta-1,3-galactosyltransferase 2. Gene Ontology annotation, cellular component: Golgi membrane. NCBI's taxonomy places the organism in Eukaryota, Viridiplantae, Streptophyta, Magnoliopsida, Arecales, Arecaceae. The record is from RefSeq and is a predicted model, not a curated record. Gene Ontology annotation, molecular function: galactosyltransferase activity.